AUGGGUGAUGAGUUUGACGAUCUCGACGAUUUCGACGACAUUCCCGAUGAGGAUCUCAUCCUCGCUCUCACUCAGGCCACUGGCGCAGUUGUAUCCCAUGGGGCGGGCAAUUCCCGCAGCGUGGCCAAUGGCGGCCCCCGCGCGCAACCACCCUCGAGAAUCGCCGGUUCGUCAAUAGCCCCGCCCGCACACACCCAUCACAACGAGCCCUCAAGAAUUUCGAAGACCUCGGGUGCAAGUACAGCCCGGCCAGCCACCACUUCAACGGAUGAGGCUUAUGAUGAUUUCCCAUCGGAUUUGUUCGAUAGCUCGCCUGAGAGAGUAAACCACGCUCCGCCUCGGAGCCUUUACCCACCACAUCGAUUAGCCCGACCGUCGACCCAGGCCCAAAAUCUUCGGCAGACUACUUUAUGGGGCGGCACUCUUCAUGAAAGCCGUUCCUCGGGGUCACAGACGGUUAAUAGCCGUCCUUUUCGUGGCGACCUCCCUCCAGAAGCUCCAACACACCAUGAGCUUCAGAACGAAGAGCUGUCCACUUGGGUGUACCCCCUGAACCUCGGGGCAAUUCGAGACUACCAGUUUAGCAUUGUCAAAAGUGGACUCUUCAACAAUACUCUAGUGGCCCUUCCCACCGGCCUAGGCAAGACCUUUAUUGCUGCCACCAUCAUGCUCAACUACUUCCGUUGGACCAAGCGAGCCAAGAUUGUCUUCGUGGCACCCACAAAACCACUCGCAUCUCAACAGGUCCAAGCUUGCCUCAACAUUGCAGGCAUCCCCCGAUCACACGCGACACUUUUGACCGGAGAGACUCCUCCGGUGUUACGACAGGGGGAGUGGGAGAACAAGCGGUUGUUCUUCAUGACCCCGCAGACGUUGAUGAACGACCUCUCUAAGGGCUAUGCCGACCCCAAGUCUAUCGUCCUUCUUGUUAUUGACGAAGCCCAUCGUGCGACCGGAGACUAUGCCUACGUCAAAGUCGUCGAGUUCAUCCGACGUUUCUCCAAAAGCAUUAGAAUUCUGGCCCUGACCGCGACGCCUGGGUCGACGGUGGAAGGUGUCCAGGACAUCAUCGACAACCUCGGGAUAUCUAACGUAGAGAUCAGGACGGAGGAAUCAAUUGAUAUUCGCCCAUAUGUCCAUUCACGGAACAUCGACACGAUCACUUUUGACCCUUCGGAUCAGAUGCUUGAAGUGAAGGAUCUCUUUUCGAAGGCCCUCAAACCGCUAGUGGAUAAGCUGAGCUCGCAGAACAUCUACUUUGGCAGAGACCCCAUGAGUCUUACCACAUACGGGCUGCUCAAGUCGAGGAAUGAGUGGAUGGCCGGGCCUGGUAGGCAUGCAAACCAAGGCGUCAAAUUCAUGACGAUUGCCGUGUUUGGCAUUCUCCAGAGCCUAGCACACUCAAUCAAGCUGCUCAAUUUCCAUGGAAUCAAACCAUUUUACAAUAACCUCGCCGAGUUUCGGAGCACUGAGGAGGGCAAAGCCGGGCCGGGCUCGAAACUCAAGAGGCAGGUGCUCGCGGAUAAGAGUUUUCAGGACAUGAUGGUCCAAAUCGAAAAAUGGAUGAGAUCGGAAGAAUUCAACGGGCACCCAAAACUGUCGUAUCUAUGUGAGACGCUCGUUAACCAUUUCAUCGAUGCCGGCGAAGGCUCAAGCACUCGAGCGAUUGUGUUCAGUGAAUAUCGCGACAGCGCGGAAGAGAUUGUUCGACUGUUGAAUAACCAACCUCUUGUUCGCGCUACUGUGUUUGUUGGGCAAGCGGAUUCGAAGAGGAGCGAAGGGAUGAAGCAGAAACAACAGAUCGAAACUAUCGAGAAGUUUAAGAACGGAGCCUUCAACGUGCUCGUAGCCACUUCUAUCGGCGAAGAAGGCCUCGACAUUGGCCAAGUUGAUCUCAUUGUCUGCUACGAUGCAUCAUCAUCACCUAUCCGGAUGUUGCAGCGGAUGGGCCGCACUGGCAGGAAACGGGCCGGAAAUAUUGUGUUGUUGCUAAUGAAAGGCAAAGAGGAGGAUAAGUUUCUGGAGGCAAAGGACAACUAUCAGAAGAUGCAGCAACUCAUAUGUGAUGGGGACGGCUUCACCUUUCGCCACGAUCUCUCCACAAGGAUCCUGCCUCGGGAUAUCAAACCCGAAGUCGACAAGCGUCACGUCGAUAUACCCAUCGAGAACUCUCAAAAUCAAUCCCUCCCGGAACCCAAAAAGACGGCGGCGGCGGGACUACGGAAGAAGCCGGCUAAAAAGAAGUUCAAUAUGCCCGAUGGCGUCGAAACGGGGUUCACCAAGGCUUCGUUCUUCGGUCGAGCCGUUGAGCGGACCCCUAGUGUUUUCCAACCACCCCCGGAAACAGACUUCCUAGCCGAUGUUCCCGAGUUGGACAAAGUGAUGUUGAACGUAUCUGACACCAAACAGUUUGAGAGGUUGUACAAAAGCCUCCCAAGAGACCCGUUCGGCAAAAUUCAGGAACUCGGGUUUGACGACCUCGACUUUGGCGCGCACAUUUCUGCACAACGGACCCUCCGCCGAACCGCCAAUGUGAAACAUGGCCAAUAUACUAAAAGAUGCGUGAGGUUAUUCAAAGCCCUUGCGGAAUACUCGAACCCUAUGGAGUUUUACAUCCCCCCACGCAGCGAUACCAACACGACCUCCUGGCAACAAAUACCAGUCAAACCCUUUGCAGACGAGAGCCCUAGUCAAACUGUUCGUCCCAGUUUCGAUAUGACCAAGCCAACGUCUGUGAAGCGAUCUGCGAAUGGCACCACCCGCAAGUCACCGCCGCUGGUAGAAAGGGACAACACAGUCAGAGGGAAGCGCAAGCCAUGCCCACUAUAUGUCAGCGAGUGUGAGGAGACAGACAACGACGGAGAGGAGGAUGAAGACGAAAAUACCGUGACUGAGGUGAUAUUGAGCAAAAACGGCCGGGGCGGUCUCCGGCGAAUCGGUGAUCACCUGGAGGAUUUCGGGGACGACUGCACCCGGACUAGCGACAUGGAAGACACGGACGGUUCCGACAGUGGUGCUGACCUCGAAGGCUUUGUCGUGGGAGACAACGUGUUCACAUCCAGCCUGCCACACCCAACUACAGAGCCCACAAGCACCGACGAUUCUGCCCUCGUUUUACAACAUCGGGGUGCUGCGAACCGAGGUGCCGCUAGCGAAAGGCCGUUUUAUGAACCGAUGGAAUUCGGCCCGACUCAGGACUCGGACGACGAGAUGCCCGACCUGUCCGGGCUUGCGGCGAGUGCAAGGAAGGCAAACUGGCCACCAAUAGCUAAAAUAAAUUUCCGGGCCGAAGAAGAGGAUGGUAGUGACGGUUCAAGCCAGCUAUCCCCACGGAGGCCAAUGGCAAAGAGGAGGAGGCGGGUGUUGGUUGACAGUGAUGACGAUGAUGAGGACAGCUAA
Dichotomopilus funicola is the source of this 3399-nucleotide messenger RNA. RefSeq lists its product as uncharacterized. Gene Ontology annotation, biological process: double-strand break repair via synthesis-dependent strand annealing; interstrand cross-link repair. The transcript has a single exon. NCBI's taxonomy places the organism in Eukaryota, Fungi, Ascomycota, Sordariomycetes, Sordariales, Chaetomiaceae. Gene Ontology annotation, molecular function: 3'-5' DNA helicase activity; ATP binding; hydrolase activity. Bases 1 to 3399 code for a protein of 1132 amino acids. The record is from RefSeq and is a predicted model, not a curated record.